Molecule: messenger RNA, 924 nt
Organism: Topomyia yanbarensis
Lineage: Eukaryota; Metazoa; Arthropoda; Insecta; Diptera; Culicidae
Gene: FRG1
Product: protein FRG1 homolog
Exons: 3
Coding region: 102-902 (266 amino acids)
Cellular component (GO): catalytic step 2 spliceosome; striated muscle dense body; nucleolus
Molecular function (GO): actin filament binding
Source: RefSeq, a predicted model, not a curated record
UUACUUUUAUUCUGAAUUUUGUGCUUGCCGUUCUGUAUUUUGUAAAUUUACCAGUUAAAUUAUUGUUAAAUCAAUACUAUUAUCAAUUCUUCAACCAAAUUAUGUCGGAAUACAGCACAGUGAAAACCAGCAAGCUGGUACUGAAAGGCGAAAGUUCCAAUAGCUCCAAGCGCAAGCAUAAAAAACACAAGAAGGACAAGGACGGCUCCUCGUCCAAACGAGGUCGGUCGGAAUUGGACGAAGAUGCUCAGAAACACGGCGGCUGGUGGAAGGUAAGCAAAGUAGCCGAAAUAACCGGUUCGGUGGCGAUUCAGUUCGGCAAAAGAGCGUUCAUCAAGGCUCUCGAUAACGGUACGUUCACACUGGGUGCACCACAUGACGAGGGGGACGGACCAGAUCCGGAAGAAAUUUUCACCGCUGUGCUGAUUAACGACGAGAAGAUAGCUUUCAAAUCUGGCUACGGGAAGUAUUUGAAGGCGGAAAAGGAUGGCAUGAUCACAGGACGGUCGGAUGCGGUUUCGGUUGUGGAACAGUUCGAGCCGGUUUUUGAGGGAGCCAAAAUGGCACUAUUGGCCGCAAAUGGGUGCUUCGUGUCAGUGGAUCCAGAGGACGAUGCCGUGGUGGCAAUCAAGAAAAAGGUUGGCGACAAUGAGGUCUGUGUGGUGAGGAGCUGUGCUGCCCGGGAACACAAGACUACCAAGGAAGUAGCGGUUGAAGAGCAGGGCGAAUUGGAUCAAGUAGAAAUAAACUAUGUAAAAAAAUUUCAGAAGUUCCAGGACAAGAAGCUGCGUGUCAAUACGGAAGACAAAGCCGCACUGAAGCAAGCUCAAGUAGAGGGGGUAUUACAUGAAGCUCUCCUAGAUCGUCGGAGCAAAAUGAAAGCGGAUAGGUAUUGCAAAUAAAUUACACGACAUCUGAAAUGAA